Molossus molossus (Pallas's mastiff bat) is the source of this 1604-nucleotide messenger RNA. RefSeq names its product GDP-mannose 4,6-dehydratase (gene GMDS). The transcript has 11 exons. Bases 177 to 1295 code for a protein of 372 amino acids. The record is from RefSeq and is a predicted model, not a curated record. Gene Ontology annotation, biological process: GDP-mannose metabolic process. Gene Ontology annotation, molecular function: GDP-mannose 4,6-dehydratase activity. NCBI's taxonomy places the organism in Eukaryota, Metazoa, Chordata, Mammalia, Chiroptera, Molossidae.
ACCCGUCCCCCGGAGUUCCCCUGUCAGAUUGUGGCGGCUGGCCGCGCGGUGCGCUCUUUCCCUGCAUCCCGGGCAAGGCGGCUCGCGCGCGGGCACACCCCCACGGCCCUCCGGCGCCGCUGCCUCAGCCCCGCUCGCCUUCUCUCCGCCCUGCCCUCCGCCUCGCCCGCGGGGACAUGGCACACGCGCCGGCACGCUGCCCCAGCGCUCGGGGCUCCGGGGACGGCGAGAUGGGCAAGCCCAGGAAGGUGGCGCUCAUCACUGGCAUCACGGGCCAGGAUGGCUCCUACUUGGCUGAGUUCCUGCUGGAGAAAGGCUAUGAGGUUCAUGGAAUUGUACGGAGAUCCAGUUCAUUCAAUACCGGCCGAAUUGAACAUCUGUAUAAAAACCCCCAGGCUCAUAUUGAAGGAAACAUGAAGUUGCACUAUGGUGACCUCACUGAUAGCACCUGCCUUGUGAAGAUCAUUAACGAAGUCAAGCCCACUGAGAUCUACAACCUCGGAGCCCAGAGCCACGUCAAAAUCUCGUUUGACCUGGCUGAAUAUACUGCGGAUGUCGAUGGAGUUGGCACUCUACGGCUCCUGGAUGCGGUUAAGACCUGUGGCCUUAUCAACUCUGUGAAGUUCUAUCAAGCCUCAACAAGUGAACUUUAUGGGAAAGUGCAAGAAAUACCCCAGAAGGAGACCACUCCCUUUUAUCCUCGGUCACCAUACGGGGCAGCAAAAUUGUAUGCCUACUGGAUUGUGGUGAAUUUCCGUGAGGCAUAUAAUCUCUUCGCAGUGAAUGGCAUUCUCUUCAAUCAUGAGAGUCCUAGAAGAGGAGCUAAUUUUGUUACUCGAAAAAUUAGCCGGUCAGUAGCUAAGAUUUACCUUGGACAACUGGAAUGUUUCAGUUUGGGAAAUCUGGAUGCCAAACGAGACUGGGGCCAUGCCAAGGACUAUGUAGAGGCUAUGUGGCUGAUGUUGCAGAACGAUGAGCCGGAGGACUUCGUCAUAGCUACUGGGGAAGUCCACAGUGUCCGGGAAUUCGUAGAGAAGUCAUUUUUGCACAUUGGAAAGACCAUUGUGUGGGAAGGAAAGAAUGAAAAUGAAGUGGGCAGAUGUAAAGAGACCGGCAAAGUUCACGUGACUGUGGACCUCAAAUACUACCGACCAACGGAAGUGGACUUUCUGCAAGGAGACUGCACCAAAGCGAAACAGAAGCUGAACUGGAAGCCUCGGGUCGCUUUUGAUGAGCUGGUGAGGGAGAUGGUGAAUGCCGACGUGGAGCUCAUGAGGAACAACCCCAACGCCUGAGCGCGGCCGCCCGGCGCCAAGCCGCCCCGCAGGCCUGGUCUCUGGCAGAGGCAGCCAGUGCGGGGCGCACGAGUGGUCCUGGGAGGAGCGACGGACGCGCCCUUCCGACGGAGGCCCGAGACCCUCGCCGCCGCUGCGAGUUGGUCCUGCCGGCAGGACUGGGGCCGCCUGGGUUUGCAACAGCCGGGACCCCGCGCUCCGGGUUCGCCCCCUUUCCUUUUGUCCAGGCCUUUUCUGAACGGUUUUAUGAAAUCAACAAGAUGUUUCAAUCACAUAUUCACUUGACUUGAGAUUAUGUCAUUAGAUAGC